UCCGGCUGGGAUUAGUCCUAGCAGCGACACAGCUCGAAGCGGAUCGUGUAUUGGCUCACUCUGAAGCGCGAAAUGAAGAUUUUGGUUUGUUUGGUGGCACUUGUCGUGCUGGUGGCCGCUCUGCCACAGCGGUUGGAGCCUAUAAAGCUCAAUCCAUCCAAGUUGGCUUUGCUACCGAAAGAGUGCGGCGUUGCCAAGUAUGCCCCGAGGCAGGAUGGGAUCAAGAGUCAGGCGUUCGAAUUUCCAUGGAUUGCUUUGGUCCUGUUCAACAAAACUAGAAGACCGGCAACCUGCUUCGGGACGCUGAUCAAUCAACGCUAUGUGCUGUCGGUCAUUGGUUGCGUGAGGAAGACGAAGAAGGAUCCAGAUUUUAUUCGAUUGGGCGAACAGUCGGCGCUGACGAAUCCGGAUUGUAGCGAACUGAGACAGCGAGAUGGAUCAGUGCGAAAAGAAUGUGCCGGUCCAGUAGUGGACAUCCCCAUCGAAUCCUACGUAGCACACCCGGAAUUCGAUAUACCAAUGUACACCAACGAUCUGGCCUUGAUGCGGAUGUCCCGGGAGGUCGAGUACAACGACUACAUCCGACCGAUUUGUCUUCCCACAACCCCCGAGCUCCUGAACAACAUCCCACGGGAUCUGCUGAUGACCGCUUGGGAGCUGGAGAUGAAUGUUCCCACGCACUACGUUGGCGAACUGGAGAAGUACCAGAUCGAGAAUGUGGAUUUGGACUCCUGUCAGCGGGAGUACGAGAAGGCUGGAUUUACGCCGGACUUUGAGUAUAAGCGAUUCUGUGCGCGUCAGAAGGGACCGAAUUAUGUGUGCAGUCGUAUGGCAGGGGCACCUAUCGGAGCGGUGGUUGAUGUUGAGGGAACUCAACGGCAUGUCCAGUUUGCCAUGGCUAAGUUUGCUCCGUUGAACUGUACCGCACGUGAAACGGUUCCGAUCAUUUCGAUGCGCAUCACGGAAUACAUGGGAUGGAUUACGAACAAUUUGGAACCUUGAGAGGUAGAGGAGAUAGAAAAUUAAUAUCGAUGGGUAUAAAAGUACAACUUUAUGAUACCAAUAAAGAAUCAAUCAAUAUUUGAA
Messenger RNA from Aedes aegypti (yellow fever mosquito), 1086 nucleotides. Its product is annotated as melanization protease 1. Gene Ontology annotation, molecular function: serine-type endopeptidase activity. Bases 73 to 1002 code for a protein of 309 amino acids. The record is from RefSeq and is a predicted model, not a curated record. Lineage: Eukaryota; Metazoa; Arthropoda; Insecta; Diptera; Culicidae. The transcript is spliced from 2 exons. Gene Ontology annotation, biological process: proteolysis.